AGACUCGACCUGCGUCGCUUCUGCCGCACCUCGUCUGUCCGAUCCCGCGGGAUAAUCUUGACUCCUCCUCUUAUUCCCCGUCGCCCCGGAUCUCGUGUCGCGCUCUCGCACAGAUUACCUGUGCUUCCGAUCUUCUCUUUCGUGUGUUCUCUUGGACAGUUCACCACCCCUCCGCGAUGGACACCGCCGACGACGCGGUCCUCAAGGGCCCCGCCCCGCGGGGAUGGAAGACAUGGACCACCAAGAAGAAGCUCAUCAUGCUCGGGUCUAUCCUCACCAUCAUCAUCGCGCUGGGAGUCGGACUGGGGGUGGGGCUGGGAGUCGGGCUGGGAGGCAGCAGCGGUGGGGAGGAGGAGGAGGGAGGCGGCGGCGGCGAGACCCCCCCGUCGACGUCCGGCAACUACACCACGGCCAAGUGGCAGCCAGCCGUCGGGACGAGCUGGCAGAUCGUGCUGGAGUAUGCGCUCAACGACACCUCCGUCAACGCGACGGUCUACGACAUCGACCUCUUCAACAACAACCAGUCCGUGAUUGACGAGCUGCACGAUGCCGGCCGCAAGGUCAUCUGCUAUUUCUCCGCCGGGAGCUAUGAGAACUGGCGUCCGGACAAGGACAAGUUCGACUCGGACGAUCUGGGCAAGGACCUGGAGGGCUGGCCCGGUGAGAAGUGGAUCAACAUCAGCUCGCCGCGCAUCCAUCAGAUCAUGCUCGACCGGCUGGAUCUGGCCGUGAACAAGAGCUGCGAUGGAGUCGACCCGGACAACGUCGACGGGUACGACAACAAGAACGGGCUGGGCCUGACGGAGACCGACUCGGUCAACUACGUGAACUGGAUGGCCAACGAGGCGCACGCGCGGAACAUGUCCAUCGGCCUGAAGAACGCGGGCGCGAUCAUCGGCUCGGUGAUCAACAACAUGCAGUGGAGUGUCAACGAACAGUGCGCGCAGUACGAGGAGUGCGAUACCUACGCGGUCUUCACGGAGAAGAGCAAGCCGGUCUUCCACAUCGAGUACCCCAAGGGCGCCGACACCAACAAUGACGAUUCCGUCUCCACGAGCCAGAGGCAGAGUGCAUGCGACUUCACCGACUCGGGCAACUUCUCGACGGUGAUCAAGAACAUGCUCUUGGACAACUGGAUCGAGACCUGUUGAUCUAGCACCGGACUCGGGCCGGGGGGAGGGGGUGAUGAUAUUCUGUGAUCUUGAGUCGUUGAACGAGCAAGGGCGCCAGGAGUUUGGACAGCAUAAUUCUUCCUGUAAUUUAAUUCACUUGCUAUGGUGUAAUAAUGUGGCAAUUCAAUAACGAUCACAUAUUGUUUAUUUACAUGCGAACGAAUCCUUGUC
Messenger RNA from Aspergillus heteromorphus CBS 117.55, 1343 nucleotides. Its product is annotated as endo alpha-1,4 polygalactosaminidase. Bases 177 to 1151 code for a protein of 324 amino acids. Lineage: Eukaryota; Fungi; Ascomycota; Eurotiomycetes; Eurotiales; Aspergillaceae. The record is from RefSeq and is a predicted model, not a curated record. The transcript has a single exon.